This is a messenger RNA of Monosiga brevicollis MX1, 6672 nucleotides long. RefSeq lists its product as uncharacterized. The transcript has 10 exons. NCBI's taxonomy places the organism in Eukaryota, Choanoflagellata, Craspedida, Salpingoecidae. Gene Ontology annotation, biological process: protein phosphorylation. The record is from RefSeq and is a predicted model, not a curated record. Gene Ontology annotation, molecular function: ATP binding; protein tyrosine kinase activity. Bases 1 to 6618 code for a protein of 2205 amino acids.
AUGAGGCUGGCCGGUAACCGGUCGGCUGUUCGGCCCGCAUCGCAGUUGCGAUCUCAACCAGGAGCAGCUGGCGUCCUCCAGAAUAUGUACCUGGUGCGCGCUGUUUUAGUGUGCUGCAUCGUCAUUCUGACGUGUGCAAGCACUCAUGUGACAGCAGACGGCGUCCAUUUUGCGGCCUCAAAUGAGGAGGAGUUUGACACCUAUCUUUCAGCGCUUGAGGACGUGGAGGCUGAAACUACCUGCACGCUCGAUUUUCACCCCAACCUUGCCGCCAUCCACAUUUUGAAGGCGGACCUGACAAUUGCUUGCAAUUUUCAGCUCAACACGACCAAUGUCACGCUCGUGCAGCCCCAUGCGAACAGCAGCCUCACCCUCACAGGCACCCGUAUCUGGUUACAAGGCGUGCGCUUGGAAGCUGCUAGCAUUGCGCUGCUGGUGUCACGACACAAUGCCCAGGUCGUCAUUAAGGACUCUCAUAUUUCGGGCACCGAUGUUGCCAUCAUGGUAAUGGCCCAAAACUCCAUCGUCGCGCUGUAUAACAGCGCUCUCUUCGCCUCGGAUGCCGCGCUGAGCUUGGCCACCAAUGGAACUUUGACUGUCGAACAUACAUCCAUCGCAAGCAUGUUGGGGAUCGUCUCACCCUUUGGGGCCGCACGAUCUUUGGAGAUCAUCCACAGCCAUAUCACGGCUUGCUUGGCAAUCCGCGGAGCGGCCAACCACCUGCUCCUCGCUGACUCUUCUGUUUCCCUAGCCGACUCUGCUCUCGACUGUCACACAGCGGGGUUAAUUUACCUGGACAAACCCGCUCGUACUGUCAAUGUGAGCCGCAAUGAGAUCGAACUUGGCAACGCCUCUGCAGUCACACGGGUGGUGGGUGUCAUCCACCUGCUUGAUGCCACCAAUGUGAGCGUUUACAACAACACCUUCCUUGCCACCCCUCAAAGCACGCAAUUGGAUUAUUGGGUGUUUAUUCUCAACGGCACACGUGCCGUCGUGGCUCAAAACACUUUCAAUGGUGGAGGCGGUCUCAUCUAUACCCAAUUUCUCUCUCACGUCAUGGUGGAGGACAACUUUGCCUCACUUCAAGUGCACUGGCGCAUUUACACCCACGGCUGUCUCAUGAUCGACAGUCGUGUCCUACUGCUCACUCGAAAUAUUCUCGACCUGGUGACUGGCAGUCGCGGCGUUUACGCCACCUGUUCCCAGUGCUUGGCCGUCGAUAACACCAUCAAUUUUGCCCUGGCCAACGGCUCUUCGAUACCAAAUACCGCACGCCUGGCCGUGCUGGGCUUUGGUCAAAGCACAGACGAUGAGCCUGGCCAUGGCCUUUGUCAAAACAACCACAUUAUUGCCUCUUUCCGGCUUCAGCACGCCAUUGACAUCCGCCAGAGUCAUGCCAACUGGACGGUAGUGGACAAUACCGCCAUGACCAUUGUCGACAAUGUGCCAAAUGUCGUGGAGCAUUACGGCAUCUAUUUCGAGGGAGGUGCGCUGCAUAGCUUGCGCAAUACCUUCAGCUACUAUGGUUUGGGCAUUGUCGUGGUCCAAUGCAACACGGCUGUUUUUGAAAGCAACAUCGUGCUCGGAAGUUUUGUGGCAGUCUGGCUCGAUUUCGCAGCCUUGCACGCUGUGCUCGGAGGGGCCACAGAUCCUCGCACGCAGGCCAAUUGGCUUGAGGCCAGCAACACUGGUAUUCGCGCCGGCGGUGCAAAUGCUACCCUAUAUGACAACACGCUUGCUGGAAACCCAGACACGGUACUGAGAGUGGAUGGUGCCGUCCGUGUGCAUUGGCUCGACCCUUUGAAUAUCGCGGACGUUGUCUUGUUUAGCCUGGGCCAUGGGUGCGAACGCCAGGCCCAACUCCUGGUCACGGCUCUUGACGUCAGAUUUGCGGGCACCACGAGUAUAGCAAGAGCUAAUGCCGCGAUAGAGGACGGCUGUCCAAGUACACAGCUGACCAUGCGUGGCUCUCCUGACCGGCCCAUUCGGCUUCGAAACGCCGUCUUGAUGCUGGUGCUGCUGCUUGAUAAAAGCAAUAUAGAUCUAAGCUGGGUCGAAAUGUCGUCCCCUUCCCCUGACUGGAACUUUUACGUGGGGGGCGAUCAAAGUCGCGUGACUCUGCACGACGUACACAUUACUCGUGGACAUCUCGUUGUGGCCGCGCAGGCGCCGGUUAUCUCCAACCUCGUACUCGUGGAUGCGCAGGAGCGAUUUGCUUUCAUGCUGACUGCAUCCGAUGCCCAGCUUGAGAACGUGAGCAUCGUCAACGCCACUCAAAAUGGCAUAGCGAUCUAUGGCGCAGCCCCCGACACUCUGAAUACUCUUGCAAACGUUCGCGUAGCAAACGCCAAUUUGAAUGGGACAUUCCUCUCCUUUGUGCAUCACUCGGGCGAUUUGCACCUGAGCAACUUCACAGCCAACGCCGGCUUGAGUACAAACGCGACGCUCUACGCCGCGAAUGUGGUCAUUGACGCCCUCGUGCCGAUCGAGUUGCUCGGCGAAGCAAAGCUGACCCUAUCAGGCCGCGUGCAAUUGACUUCAGCGACAGUUGCAAUCAAGACUUGCAACCCCCUCCAAAUCAAGAAUUCGGACCUGUGGGUGGAUGCACCGCUGUUGUUAGGCCAGAACACCACCUGCACCACGGCCGUAGCGGCCAACAUAACCUCCUCGCGCGUGACUUUAAUCCAAGGUGGAUUAUACGAUGCACGCUUUACACCAACCGUGUCCAACAGCACGCUUCGUUACCGGAACGCAUCCCUGGGAGCAGAUUUAUGCAUCGGCCUGGAUGGGACGGACACCGUCGAAGUACCCUAUCAACGUUUUUCUGACAUUUGGCCAUGUCCAUCUGCUGUGCUGGUCAAGCCCGUGCGUUGUCAGAACGGCUCUGCCUGGACCGAUGACGAUGCCAAUUGCGUUGUGUUUGCCGUCCGUGUUGUCCGCACUCAAUGCCAUGUAGGCACCACAACAGAGUUUUCUUUUGCAAGCCCAAAGUUCAAUCUUGCGUCUAGCGCCUUUGUCAACCUGAGCCUUGUCGCCUGCGAAUGCCAGUACAGCGGUAGCUGUGACCCGCCUUGGCCAACGUGCUGGGUUGCGCCGAUCGUAGCUGACGCAAGCUAUCCACCCUCUGAGGAAGAAUGUGCGCGCCAUCUUGCCCUCCGUGGCACUGUGGACAAACUAUUUGCGCAGCAUCUAGACGCCACGUGCACUAUCGACGCCAUGGUCGCCGUGCACAACGCCGCAGCCAGCUUCAAGUCGCUCUUCGACCACAGUCUGACUUUGCAAGGUCGACCAGAUUGGACACGCCUCCACGAUGUGCUGCACAAGGUCGUUGAGGUCACCGACACCAGCGGACAGCUUGCAAUCACUGGCCCCAGCGAUUUGGCAUUUGUCAUGCCGUUAUUCGGUCAAUACUCGCUUCCCAACUUGCGCCUCAGUGAGCGAAGCCUGGUCGUUUUGCCCUUGGAACCCGGAUUCUAUCGCUUUUAUUUGUUGUUUCAGCGUGCUUGGGACAUGACGUGCGGUGCUGAGAUACCCGCUUCAGGCCAACACAAUCCACAGCAGAACUGCGCCGGCAUGCCAGACGCGGAAUGCAUACUUGCUUGCGAAAAUUCGGGCGUUCCAGUCACCGCCGUCUGCAUGAAUCAAAGCUGGCAUGUCUCUGAUAUGUCAGCAGGAGCGCAAGCGCCUUGCAGCGCCUCGCUGCUCUCAACUGAGGACGUCAAUUCCUCUACCUUCAACGCUUCGAGCAUUGUGCCCGGUCUUAGGACGCUGCUGCCUCACAUUGGGAACUCGGACGCUUUGAGUCUCUUGGCAAGCCUAGACACGUACACGACACGUGUGUACUACACGAGCCCAGACGCCGUGGCUGUCGGAGUGAGUGUCUUUCCUACACAGGGAAACGGUGUUUUGCAGAUCCGCUACGAAACCCAGUCUGGGGAUCGGCUUCUCGUCAAUGGUCAAACACUGGAGCACGAUCAUGACGAUGUGUUUUUGUACCCAAUCUCUGCCAACGUACCAGAGCUGCGUAUUGCCUUGGUGCGCACAGAUACGCUCACCAUCCCUCGCAUCUUCGUGCGUCAAAACCGGUUGUCCGAUCCGACGCUCUGUUUUCAGUUGACCGACUGCAUGCCCGCCUCUUUGGAUGUGUGCCACAUUACGCCGGUUGACUCGUUACUCUUUGCGCCAGUAUACAUGGUCCGUCGCUUUGAUCCCAGAAAUGUCGUGCUUCUGACUUUUGAAAGCUGGCUUGAUUGUGCGCGCGCGCUGCAAGAAAAUGGGAAGGAUGGUCUUGUGCUGCCCCGAGGUGAAGCUACACUGCUGGACUUGGGCGGGGCGCAACGUGUGACUACGGAAUGGCAUGAAAGCUGCGAGCCGGUAUUGGGGUCGGCAUUUGAUGUCGCUUUCAAAAACUUCAACGCACACGGGCAUCUGGAUUGCCCUUUCACGUACUUUGGCUUUGACUGCAUAGCUGAUUGUGGUGAAGGUUACGUCGCAAGUCAAAAUAGCUUGCGAUAUUUUUGUGAUCGUGGGCAUUGGCGCUGGCACACGGACAAAGUGCCCACUUGCGAGCGGGUAGUUAUGCAGGACAUGGAUCGAAACGACGUCAAUAGCCUCCCGCCAAUUCCUGCCGUCUGGAAUUUUAGCCUUCAACAGCUGCCUUUUAUGCCGGACGCUUUGCUCCAGCGCGACCCAUUCUAUUUGGAUGGACUUUUCAACGCCAGCACACGGAUGUCCACCUGGCAGUGGCAACGACACUCCUUAAGCCUGCAUGCUGUGGUCGAUGGCAAUAAGGUGCCGUUCUCUGCCACAAUGCCGUGGGUGUUUCCCGCGGUAAUUCGAGCUCAGACUGUCAUCACCAACACCACUCUCUUGGCAGCCCAGGCCGUGGGCCUCUCCUUUCGCACCACACACCGCGUUGUACUCGUCGUGGAUGGCCUGCGGGUGGAUGUGCCCAAGGACUCGAGCACGUUUAAUUUUCGCUGGGUCUUCUUGCCUCACAACCCAACAACAACCCAACGCGACAUCACAGCGUAUGUGAUUAUCGAUGAGCCUGAGAACGUGGGCGUUGACUUGGUCUUCAAUUGGAUGUCUUGGCCAUUGGCAAACUGGUCCACUGCGUUGGCAGCACCCCUGCUGUGUCGCUUCUUCCCUGGCAACGGAUGCGGUGCCUUCAAUCCACAAUUCUGCUUUGCUCCCAUUGCGAACAGUUAUGUCCUGGACACCGGCAGUGGGGCCCAGGGCCGCUACUGGAUUACAAACACCACCAUGGACUCCGUGGCUUUGAUCUUGGCCAAUCCAGCGACUUACAUACCGAACGCCUCAGCGACUGAGUUUGCUCAGUGCCAACCCCUCGAUGACUUUCGCUCCUUUCAGCCUGCCGUCAGCUGCUUUGCCCAGCGAAACGUCGCGGCCCUCUGCCCUGGUCAGCUGGUGGAGACCCCAGACAAGCAGCUGCGACUCGACUUUGACUGUGUUUCUGGGGAUGGCAACAUUCGUUGCGAAGAUGACGGUGCCACGUUGACCAACACAACACUGCAGUCAAAUGUGGAGGAGCGCCUUCGUCUGGAGUAUGGGCAGUUGCUGGCGCUCGCUGACUUGCACCGCGCGUACCCAGAUGAGAUAUCUGAGCCCUUGCGCUUGCUUGGUCAGGGCAUGUACGGCGAGGUGCAACUCUGUGCCUUCAAACCCGUCUCAGAACGACGCCCUGCCUCGCAGCGCGCGGAUGCGGUACCGGUGGGCGAGGCGGCGGUGAAGACGGCCAAACUAAAUACCCUGAUGAUGACGAGUGCGGACGGUGAAUUAACCCCCAUGGCCCGACGCGUGGUGACACAGUUUUUGCUGGAGGCACGCGUGCUGGGCGCGUUGCAACAUCCAAACAUUGUGACUGUGCAAGCGUUGCAAGAUGAAUACUUUCCCGUUCAGCUUGUGAUGGAAUUUUGCGAGGGUGGUGAUUUGCUUACCAUGUUGCGAACGAGUCGGGCGGCUGCGUUUCCCUGCGGUCUGGCCCUGGCCUAUACGGACAUGGCAUGGCAAAUUGCCUCCGCCGUGGAGUAUCUCCAUGAACAGCUUUGCAUUCAUCGCGAUCUGGCUUGCCGCAACGUUCUUCACACGCAGACCAGCAGCAGAAUGUGGACCAAUUGUGGAAGGUUGCUGAAACUGGCCGACCUGGGCUUGGCACGAGGCGUGCAGAAUGAAAGCGCAUACUACAAGAAACAAUCAGACGAUCGUGUCCCCUUGCGCUGGCAAGAUCCACAAGCCGUGAAGAGUCGCAAGUAUACGACCAAGUCCGAUGUCUUUUCCUUUGGCGUGGUGUUAUUUGAAGUAUUUUCGGGUGGUGAGGUGCCUUACAAGGAAUUGGCAGCCGUCGAGGCUCUUCAGGCUGUCUCCAAUGGAUUGCGCUUAUCGCGGCCGAGCAACAAGCAAAUGCCCGACGACAUCUAUGAUCUCAUGCGAAAAUGUAUGGUCAAAGAGAUAGAACGCCGCCCGGCUAUGGUACAGGUGCGGGAACAAUUGGGUCGGGCCGUCAUCCAACAAGGAGGCCGUUUGCCCCAAAGUCCUCCGGGUUACGUGGCCAAUUUGGCGCUUGAUGUCCAAGACUUUGAAGAGACUGAACUGUAAACACGAGCCACAUUCGUAUGAUAACCUAGACUCAAUAAUCGAUUCGGUAUCAUU